Cottoperca gobio is the source of this 2763-nucleotide messenger RNA. It is a transcript of the gene tmed5, whose product is annotated as transmembrane p24 trafficking protein 5. Bases 140 to 820 code for a protein of 226 amino acids. The record is from RefSeq and is a predicted model, not a curated record. Lineage: Eukaryota; Metazoa; Chordata; Actinopteri; Perciformes; Bovichtidae. The transcript is spliced from 4 exons.
UGACAGUCUUCAAGUGAGAACAUUUCAACAGAUGUGAAGUUUGGGCGAACAUAACUAGCUGCUUCGUCGCUCACUUAUCAAUACAACUAUUGUAACACCGUUGUUGGCCCUUUUGGAUUUGUAGGCACACAGAUUGACUAUGGAGGUAGUCCGGGUAAUGUUGUGUGCCCUGUCGGUGUAUGUUGCUCUCGUCUCGGAGAAGUGUGUUGCUUCCUUCUCUCAGUCUAUGGACAGCGACUUCACGUUCACUCUACCCGCCGGUCGCAAGGAGUGUUUCUACCAAACUAUGAGGAAAGAUGCUUCACUGGAGAUUGAAUAUCAGGUAUUAGAUGGAGCAGGUCUCGAUGUAGAUUUCUUCAUCUCUUCUCCUUCUGGCCAAGUGCUGUUCAGUGACUACCACAAGUCUGACGGAGUACACACUGUUGAGACUGAAUAUGGAGACUACAUGUUCUGCUUUGACAACACGUUCAGUACCGUCUCUGAGAAGCUCAUCUUCUUUGAGUUGAUCCUGGACAACAUGGAAGUCGAAGAAGACCAAGACGAGUGGAAGGAGUACGUCCAUGGAACAGACAUGGUGGACAUGAAGAUGGAAGACAUUAUGGACACCAUCAACAACGUGAAGGCUCGGCUGGGCAAAAGUGUGCACAUCCAGACGGUGCUGCGGGCGUUCGAGGCUCGCGACAGAAACAUCCAGGAGAGUAACUUUGACAGGGUUAACUUUUGGUCGGUCACAAAUCUCAUUAUAAUGAUGAUGGUUUCAGCGGUUCAGGUCUACCUGGUCCGCUCGCUGUUUGAAAAUAAAAGGAACAUUCGUACAUAACACAACCCCAAACGGUAGGGACAGAGAGAAGCCCUCGGAUAUCUUUGGGAUUUUUUUUCAACAGAUAUCCUGGUUUGUGACUUUUAACACAAGAUGUCAAUUGUACACACACAUAUGCACGCACACACAGGUUCACAUAUUGACAUUCGUAAUAACAAGGAGUUGUUGCUCCUGUUCUCAGUCCACUGGAGUUUGAGGGAGAGCGAGAGUCCCUGGUUGCAACAGGAACUUAUAACUAUCAACUCCUCCUCUUUGCAAACUCCCCCAUGUUACAGAACAAAAGUCUCUUUAAAACUUGUAUAUUGUUUUAUAGUCUUCCCUAGCAGCUGUAAUUCUUCAGAGAACAGAACAGACGCAGCAUAACAAGCAUGUUUAUGAUAUGAAUAUUUUUCUAACGGAGCCUAAAGUUACCAGGCCAGUGGCCAAUUGCAAAAAGUGUCUUCUUUUCUUUGGACAUGUUUUUAUUUGAGAUAAACUAGAUGAAGAAAUGAUAUGGUGUCUGAAGAAUUUGAUUUAUAUAUCUGCCAAAUAAGAGUGGGAAGUGCAAUCAGUCAGCAAGUCUUCCCCAGACAGUAGUUACUCUUGAAAAUGUACCUGUUGUGUGUUACUAAUACACCUUAAUGGUUCGUAUUUAGCCUUUUGAAUAUUUCUCCCAUUGCCAUGGACAUUUGUGUUGUAUCUAGAAAUGUAGUCACACUUUCCAUUUCAUGCCGAUUCUGUAAAAUCAGGUGUUUAGGUGCCACUAAUUCUGCUCUUUAGCACUCCAAAUCUCUUAAUGACUACUGCCCUACUCGCCUCUGCCAUGACUUGUGGGCUUGUGGCCUAAAUGGCAGCCAGCUUCGCUGCCCUCCUCUGUGAAGCCUCACUGCUGCUGGUAGGUGUCUGCUUUCAGACACCUACUGUGUGAAGAUGUUGGGCCUGUCUCUCACUAAAGUCUAUUUCUAUCUUCCUGACACCUGGAAGGUUAUUAACACUACCUUAUGGGUGCACUGCUCAGUUUAAUAUGCACAAACCACUCACUGCCUUGGCUAUGUCAGCAUUCUUUUUAAAUUCUUGUAUUUUGUUUGAUAUUCAUAUUUAAAGGAGGCAUUACAAACUAUCGGAUCAUUGUCUCUGAUGCCACAGAACAACAUAUUUUGUUUGUCUUCAUAUCCUUUUAGAACAUAAAUUAACGUUCUGGUGUGUGAGUGAACGAGCAGCUCAAGAGAUUUUUAUGUCAUUGGUUGCAUACAGUAUUAAGACACUACCGUUGAUUGUGAUUAUGGUUGCGUAGGAUUUAUUUUACUGUUACUGAGCUCCACAGGCAAAACAGUUACUCACUACCCUGCUGGAAGCUUCAUAUUGCCAUCUUCUCAGUUUGCUCUGUGCUGUAAGAUAAAUAUCAAAUGGUGAGUUCAUGCCUUCAUAGUUUAGCGGCCUUGUGUUGGAAGUGCUGUAAAAUCAAGCUUUGAGCAAUCUAAUUGUUUUAAAAUGAUACAGUUUUGCCAAACCGUAUGUACAUAUUGUGGGUCCCUGCAAUAACAUAAGAUGGGUGUAAGAAAAUGGCCACUGCCUCAGUUGCAGUGCUUUCUACUAUGCUUCAUUCCUCUGCCCACAUGAUCUCACUGUGGUAUCCAGUGUUUAAUUUAAGUAUGUAUGUUGAGAUUCUAUCACUAAGUGAUGGAUUAGUAAUAUGAAGUUGCAGUUUCUGAUUUAUUUUUUAAAAAGUGCUUCAGAGUUUAAAAAAUAAAUAAAAGAAUACACAUAUGUUAAAAGGUAUUUCCGUGUUGUGGAGUUGGAGAUUGUCAAAGUUUCUGAGUCAACAGUCAAACUGAAAAGUAUUUUUUACUACCCUGAUGGAACAGUGGGGGGGAAGAGGGAAUGUGACGUUCUAAAGAUAAUUAUUCAACUAAUGUGCUGUUGUUGUAAAUGUGUAUAAAUUAAACAAUCAUACAUUUUUCUGA